This is a messenger RNA of Poecilia reticulata (guppy), 9755 nucleotides long. It is a transcript of the gene rxfp1, whose product is annotated as relaxin family peptide receptor 1. Lineage: Eukaryota; Metazoa; Chordata; Actinopteri; Cyprinodontiformes; Poeciliidae. The record is from RefSeq and is a predicted model, not a curated record. Gene Ontology annotation, biological process: adenylate cyclase-activating G protein-coupled receptor signaling pathway; hormone-mediated signaling pathway; activation of adenylate cyclase activity. Gene Ontology annotation, molecular function: protein binding; G protein-coupled peptide receptor activity. Gene Ontology annotation, cellular component: plasma membrane.
GCUGCCGCACCUGUGCCGCCCGCUUCUCCCCGUGCGUCAGAACAUGGCAACUCUUUAAACCUUUCCCCCACACGGGAGGAGGCUGCAGACCGCCUCGAUCCUGUGAAGCGUUCAUAGGUCUCUCCUGCUGCUGCUCUCCGGAUCGAACCACCGUAUUUACACCGUCAGCGCGGCUGUUACCGCGCAGCCUCUCAUUUACAAACUUCCGGUGAGAAUUUGACACCUGGGAAGAGUGGGACGAGAUAAUUACUGCUCCUUUCUCCCACCAGCGCGAUUUUAACAGAGAACUUCCAGAGGCAUCAUGCAAGUUUACGUGGCUGUGAUAUUCGCUUAUGGAGUGUCUGCACUCAAUACCACAGAGGAGAAGGGUACAUGCCCACUUGGAUAUUUUCCCUGUGGCAAUCUGACAGUUUGCCUCCCGCAGCUCCUGCACUGCAACGGCAUUGAUGACUGUGGAAACCAGGCAGACGAGGAGAACUGCGGAGACAAUAAUGGAUGGCCGCACCUUUUUGACAAAUAUUUUGGCAUGCCGAGUCACAAUACCAGGACCAAGUCCAACGUGUGCUUGCUGGGCGUCGUUCCUGAGCUCUGCCAGUGCCGAGACCUGGAGCUGGACUGUGACAGCGCUCAGCUAAGAGAAAUCCCCGUAGUGGCGAUAAAUGUCACCGUGAUGUCCUUACAAAGAAACAGACUUCACAGGCUGAAAGCAAAAGGAUUCUUUAACUAUCAAAGCCUUCAGAAACUAUAUCUACAGCACAACAAUAUUCAAGAUGUGAAUCCUGAUGCAUUCAGAGGGCUUCAUAAUCUGACAAGACUGUACCUGAGUUACAACAAGAUAACAGUAUUGAUGCCAGGAGUGUUCAAGGACCUGCACAAGCUGGAGUGGCUGAUCCUGGAAAACAAUAAUAUCCAUCAGAUAUCUGCCAUGACAUUUUCAGGACUGAACUCUCUUGUUUUACUGGUUUUGUUGAACAACUCCCUGGCAAAGUUGGAUGACAUCUGCAGGGAAAUGCCCAGACUGAACUGGCUGGACUUGGAGGGAAAUCUAAUUGAAAAAAUUGGAAAUGCUUCUCUCCAUUCAUGCACCAUGUUGACAGUUCUGGUGUUGCAGCGAAACAGGAUCAGCUACAUACACGAACAAGCAUUCUCAGUCCUCCAAAAGCUCGGAGAAUUGGAUCUGUCCAACAACAGACUGGUGGCCAUACCUCCCAAUCUAUUUGUCUUACUGGAGGAUUUGCUCCAACUAAACAUAUCCGACAAUCCCAUCGUGGAGCUUCAACUGGAUCACUUUGACAAGUUACAUAGACUGAAGUCUUUGAGCAUAGAGGGAAUAGAAAUUGAUAACAUACAGCGAAGGAUGUUUGAACCUCUCAGAUACUUGACUCACAUCUAUUUCAAGAAGUUCCAGUACUGCGGCUAUGCCCCUCACGUGCGCAGCUGCAAGCCCAACACAGAUGGCAUCUCGUCUUUUGAGGACCUGCUGGCCAACAUCGUCCUGAGGGUUUUUGUCUGGGUUGUCUCUGCCACCACAUGCUUUGGCAACAUCUUUGUCAUCUGCAUGCGCUCGUAUAUCCGCUCCGAGAACAAACUCCACGCCAUGUGCAUCAUCUCCCUCUGCUGUGCCGAUGGCCUGAUGGGUAUUUAUCUCUUCAUGAUUGGUGCAUAUGACCUGAAGUUUCGUGGUGAAUACAAUCGUCAUGCUCAAGCCUGGAUGGACAGCACUCAGUGUCAGGUCAUUGGCUCUUUGGCUAUGCUGUCUACCGAAGUGUCUGUGCUGCUCCUCACGUAUCUCACCUUGGAGAAGUACAUCUGUAUCGUGUACCCUUUCCACUACCUGACUCCCGGUUGGCGACGGACUGUCAGUAUCCUGCUCGGGAUAUGGGUGUUUGGAUUUGUCGUCGCCUUUUUGCCUCUGGCCUGCAAGGGGUUAUUUCGCAACUUUUAUGGCACCAAUGGGGUCUGCUUCCCUCUGCACUCGGAGCAGCCAGAGACGCCCUGGGCGCAUGUGUACUCCAUUGUUAUUUUUCUUGGUCUCAACUUGGUGGCAUUCCUCAUAAUUGUCUUCUCCUAUGCAAGCAUGUUCUACAACAUCCAGAGAACAGGCACUCAGACAACCAAGUACAGCAACCACAUAAAAAAAGAGGUCACCAUCGCCAAGAGGUUCUUCUCUAUCGUCAUCACUGAUUCCCUCUGCUGGAUCCCCAUUUUUAUUCUCAAGAUCCUUUCACUGCUGCAAGUGGAAAUUCCCGGUACCAUCAGUUCCUGGGUCGUCAUCUUUAUUCUCCCCAUCAACAGUGCCCUGAACCCCAUCCUCUACACGCUAACCACGCGGCCUUUCAAAGAAACAAUCCUCCAGGUGUGGGCAAACUACAGACAGAAAAGGCCUCUGCUCAGCGGUCACCCGCCACAUCAUCCAUCGCUCACCUGGCAGGAAAUGUGGCCCCUCCAGGAAAACAGCCACGGCGUCUCCCCAGGGUGUCCGCUGGAGGCGAAAGACACAGCAGCCAAACUCCCCCCGGUGGAGAAUCCGGAUGAGGGAUACAAUGACUUUAAUGCAGGCACGAAACAACAGCGGCAGAAGCAGCAUGCCGUGUUAUCGGUGUGCUCGCAGAAUAAGACGGUACCCCAAACACUCACACACAUUCACACGUUCACACAAACAAAUGACCUCCUCUAAGUGACUAAGAAUUGAUCUGUUUGUAUGUCUGUAUAAUUCCUGAACCUGAAAUGUUUAGAUGAAUGAACAUUUCAGGUUCAUUCAUCUAAACUCUUUUAAUUAUUCCCUUAACAAUGGAACUUAGGCCACCAUCCUUGCACAGAUUUCUCAUUUAAAGUGAAAAACCACGGUGGCAGUAGUAUUCAUCGGGUUUAGCAGUAAACACAGUUAUCAGAGGUUUACAACUACCUUGUUAAACAUUUUACUCCGCAUUUUCUCUAGAACUCACCUCACUUACAAAUUAAAGAUGAAGACUUCUGAAUUACAAGGUUUUUUAAAAAAAUACAACUUAGAUUAAUUAAAAAGAUGAUUUAUCUCAGCAAUUUCAUACAGAAUAAGAAAGUCAUGCAAAUUAAUCAGUGUAUUUUAAGCAAUUUAUUAUUAUUAUUAAUUUAAUCAUACUUUACAGCUAAUAAUAAUCCAAAAUGUAGUUUCUGAGAAAGUCACUCGACACCAAUAAAAAAAAGAUUUUUAAUACAUAAUCUAAUGUUACAGGCAAAAAAUAAUGAAGAACACUUGUCCUUGACAUUUGCCCAGCAGACAGUGUUGACUUUCCUCCACAAGGAUAAGCUGCUAAAUGUCAUUGCUAAUAAAUCUAGCUUUUUACUGAGUGCUGAAUAUAAGCAAAUUAAUGCAAAAGGUACAUCAACCAAGCAUUGUGUGUAUAAACUUUACAUUAACAUACUUUUCAGUUAUCCAACUUAAAACAUUUAUUUAAACAUGCAGGACAUUGAUAAAGAGGAUUAUGGAGAAUUAGAACAGCAGAAGUAAGAGGGACUUAGUUCCAUUAGUCGCUCCCCAAAACUGCUUAUUCCCCAGAGUUCUUCUGAAAAUUCAAAUAUUUUUACAAUUAAAUGAGAGAAAUGGUGAGCUCAUUACAGCAGUUUGGCAGGAAUCAUUAUCACACCAUAUUCCAACUAAAUAAAGUGACUGGUUAUGAUGCCAGUGAUGCAUUGAGUCUCUGUGUAAUGGCUUAAAGGCUUCACAGAGGCGUUCCUGUUUAUUGUCGCUGUGCUUUGCUGUAAAACAGAUUGGUGAUUCAGAAGAAGCUCCUGUUCCCUACUGUAGCCUCUGGUUCUGGUGGCACAGCUUUUGUGGACUGCAGCAGCGCACAGAGAGUGUGUGGAGAGAUGUGUAGCAGAAUGAUUAGGCUGUUAAGAUGCUUUCUGUUUCAUUAUCUACUCCUAUGGGCUCUAGACUUGCAAAAAGAAAGAAAAAGGAAUCAGAGUAACAAUAAAGUGCCUCGGUUUUCCUUAGCCUCUAAACGAGAUGUCUCGCCAUCUGAUGAAUAUAAUGUCUGAGUUUCUUUAUUUAAUUUCCAACCGGUUAAACAGUAAACUCAGAUGGAAAGUUCUCCAUCUCUGUCUCCAUCUUUGUUUUGAUAUUUCUUUAUUCUUAUUUAUGUUCUGACUCCAAACAUUUGCACGCAACACCCAAACUAAGUCUACAAGAUACACAUUUACUGUGUCUGAGGUUGCAUAACCAUUCGACCAGUCAGGGUACCCGCAGUGAUCCCUGUCACUGCUGAAAGCACCAACAUGUAGACUCAUGAGUAUCAGAACUGGAUUAUGGAGCAAUGACAAAUGAUGUCCUGGUCUGAUGAAUCAUGUUUUCUCAUUAUCAGAGGAGACAUUGGUGUCUGAUUCAGGCAUUGGAACAUCAAGCGUCUUAUAUUUGGCAGUGGCUAUAUGCUGCGUUUUAGGGAACUUGUAGUCAGAUUCAGUUUUUUCUGAAGUAUGUAAUGCUGAGAGACCUCCAAUGAUGCAAAAAAGGUAUUUCCAUUGCAUUUCAAUUCAGCUAAACAACAAACAAACAAAAAUAACACCUCAGGCUAGUGAAAAACGUUUUCUUUUUCAAAAUUGCCAUGUUUUCAUUAAAGUAAAUUUAUUUUCAGAAUUCCAAUUUGUGCAAUUUUAAUGUCAAUGGCAACGAGUGCUGCCUGCUUUGUCCAGCUAAAGCAAUUGUGAAAGCAUCAACUCUCAAAGAUGGUCAUAAUGCUAUGCCUAAUUGACGUAGAAAAAUCAAUUUUAUGAACUGACAUUUUAAGCUUCUGCAGCCGAGAAGGCCAUUACCAGACUUAAACAAUUAGUUCUGUAAAACCUGUCCUGUGAGAUUUCCCUCCAUUAGUUUAAGCACUCAGACAGAGAAGUUACGCACUUCAGGAUUAUUGAAACAUCCUCCAGUUACAUCCACUGUCUCAGUCUUGGGUAAAAAUGAAAGGAAGAUGGAGUGAUGCUAAAUUUUAAACCCCUCUGUUUAUCUAAAAUAACUUUCCUGGAGACACAGAGGAGGAUUUGUUGGUGCGAAUGUGAGAAGCAUACAAACACGCUGAUGUUUAGCUGUCAGGCAACCCGUGUGAUUAUUCCAAGCAUGUACAUGUGCCACUGCUUUUCAUGCACAAGUGGGUCCCUCUCACAUCAGCAGAGUUUAUGUCGCUCCACAAGUGGGUUUGUGAUUCACUGUGGAUGUAAAAAAUCCAUUUCAUUUCAUAGAUGUUCGUUUUUCCUGCCGUCGAUUGUGGCUGCACUCAAUUCCUUCAAGAUGAGACUUUUCCCGUGUAUUCACUGAUGUAAAAAUGAACCUGUUUUUUCUCGGUGUGUGUGGAAACACUUUUUCUGCUCCCAGCAGGAAGCCUGUGCAAAGAUGGGCACCCUGGCUUCACACACAUGAAAGGUCACCUGCAGAGGAAGUACAGCAGAUGGAUUUUCAGAGUCAUUAUUGCAAAGUUCCUUAAAGCAGGGCAGCUAAACUUGUUUGCUGGAAAAGCCACAGUGAUAACAGCUACAUCCCACCCGCUGUUAUCUAACAGAAAAUAUAUAAAAAAAUAAAUAAUCUGCUGAAUGGAGGGCAUUUUUGCUGCCUCAGGUUGCUAAAUGUCUGCUGCAUUCCUAUUUUAUGUAGCUACACCACAGCAUGGAUUUGGUAGUUGCAAAGGCACUACAUUGUUUUACAUAAAUUUACUCUAAACAGAAUUGACUUUUUUGUCCUGGAGAUAGAAAGUGCUGAUGUCAGCCUUCCAUCGAGACAUUUAAUGUAGCAACAGCCCAAGGUUGACAUUCCUGACUUCUCCUGAAACAUUUUGAGAAUAACACAUUCUCCAAAUCUGUGCUGAUGAUUGAAAAAACCACAGUGCCAUCCGCACAGCUGAAGGCUCUUGGCCGUCUAAGUCUGUGCUUUUAACUGUUCGUCUUACAUUUCAAACCUGUCAGAUACUCUGAGAGCGGUUCUGACAGCUGCUGCUCAUGAGCUGAAUACAUGGAGGAAGAAUCAGAAAGGCCAUUCAUUUGUCCAGGCACAAUCCAAUUAGCAAAGCAAUCAAAAUUAGCUGAUUUAUUAUGAUUAUAAACUUUUAAAAGAAAUGAAUAAUUGAACAUCUUAAAAUAUUGUCACCCUGUUUCUAGGCUUUUAUGUCUGAAUGAAAUUAAUGUGCUCAGCUUCUAAAUGUAUUUAAAUCUACCAUCAAGUAUAAAAAGAAAUUCCUCUCUGUCAUUAUUUAUGAACCAUAAAGCCAAAAUAGAAAAGUUAUGUGUGAAAAACUUGCGCUCCAAGUAGUGAACCUUUAAACAUCACGUCUUGAUGCUUAAGGUUAUAAAACCACCUUAAGCAUCAAGAAGUCAGAAAAACUUUUAAUUUAUGACUUUUACACCUUAUUGUAGUAUAUUAGAUGAAAUCUAUUUUUUUUCUUUAUAAUGUUACUAAAGUCCAUUGAGGUUUGCAAACAUUUGAUUCUGUACAGAUUCUUUUAGGCUCCACAGAUCCACCAAAUUUCAACACACCUCUGCCAGGGUGAGAAUAAAGAAUCUCAUUACUUUCCAUCCUGCAACUCGGUCGGGUGUUAUAAAUAAAACAAAAGUCACAGUAGUUUGUGUUCAUCUGCUGCUGUUCAUUGUUUACCUUUAAAGCUGAGUCAGUUGUUUUCAUUUACGGCCUUUCGUGGUUAUAUUUGCUUUUAUUACUGAGAUUAUUCUCCAGUUUCAUGACCGCAUUUCAGCCAAACCUCAGCUGUCAAAGAGAGAUGGCCUCACAUUUGACCCGUACAGUGGAGUUUCUAGUCAACUCAGGCCCUGUCCACACUAACCAGUAUAUUGGGUUAAAUUUUUUUUUAAUGUCUUUGUUUAGAUCUUCUGUCUGCACAUGAAGUCUUUUUGCGGUUCAAGCUGUUCUGUGUCUGAUAACCUGAGCAGGGAGUCCUCCGGCUCUCGCCUCAUGACGGAUAGAGACGGGCAGAAUCUGCCCCCUGGUCCUGCGUGUUUAUGAUGCAUACAUCUAUUCAAAAGCAUGACAUAGAGGCCAUCUUAGCACAAGCCUGCUAUUGCUUUCUCUGCUAAAAAUCACAACAGUGUUUUUAGGUUAUCUUCCCACUUCUGCUUUGCUUUGGCCUGACUGUUUGAAUGAAAAGUGAAUGACUGAGAGGAAAACAUGGAAGAGAGCCAAAGAGAAGAAGACAACAUAUACAUUUCAGAAGAGUCCAUAGCUCAUCUGUGCUUUUAUCCAUCCCCAGGAUCUUCUUCAUUUGAAAUUAAAUACAGUUAAUGAUGACUUUAUUGCUCUCUGACUCAGUUUAGGUAUGAAUGCCAUACCUUAGAUAAAGGAAAACUAGAACUGUAACUUAUGAAAGGGUUAGGGUUAUGUGUGGGUUAUGUGAGUAAUGACCUGCCCCUUCCAGCCCAUUACGUCAAGUUCCUCAUCAAACCAUCAUGCAAUGACCAUCUAAUAAUACUACCAACUUCCUUACAGAUACAUUCAGUUUACAAUGUAAUAUUGCUAUUUAACAGCAUUGGAGGAAAGUUUAAAAAUCAAUUAAAAUCAUUUCUCCUAAACUUCAAGAUAUUCCUAAAGAAAAAGAGUGACAUGCAGUUAUGUUCUAAGAUAAAUUACUUUUUAAAAAUGAAAAUAAUUCAAUUUUUAAAAGAAAAGAAAGCAUUCAAUCUAAGCUCACUAAUAUAUUCUGCAUUCAAAAAUUCUCAAAAUAUUCUCAAAGGACCAUGUCUGUCUACUACAAAGCAAAGAAUAUAUUACUCUGAAAUUGUUGUGGUUCACUUAAAUGUAACUUUGCAAACACAACUGGUGCUGCUGCAGCAUUUUAAAAGAGAGAUGCUUUGCCUAAGCCAUUUUCAAAAGGUCAAGCUUGUUUUUUAUGGGAUAUCCACUCCUGGAAAGGUUAGCAACUAUAUGUUUCUGCUUGUGAGUAAUCUUUUACUGUAUUAUGACAUUCCAGUAGUUUAGAAAUGUCUUUAAAACCUUUCUGAUAGGAAGCAGGAACGACUCAGAUCCUUGCUGAUGUUUUUCCAUAUUACCUGUUUGCUCCAGAAUAGUAAAAGUUCUGCUCUUAUCACAGUGGAUAGACGUCCUGAUGAUCAAUUAAUAAACUGGCUGCAACUUUCCUUUUAAAAUGUAAGAAGUAGGAAUGUAUUUAUAUUUACACACCUCUCUUUAUUUUGGCUUUAUGUUUGCUUAAUAAGGAAUUUGGUGGUGGAAUCGUACAUUUGAAGUCACAAUUAAUUUCAGAACCUUUAAAGAUCAGGUCAUUUGUGUGUCCUGAUAAUAAAAACUCCCAGACCUGAAAACGGAGGCUGCUCUGUUUUCUCUACCAUGACUGUAUUAUAUGUACAUCAUUAAUCAGAAUUGCACUGAGCUUGUUAGGUAUGUUUUAUCCAGCAUUUACAUUAUUUUCCUACCUAAUCCUGCAGAAACAGGCUCUAAAAAAACUAAUCUAGAGCUCACAUUUACCCAAAACCUGACACAAAAAUAAUUUGCACCUCUUCCAGUUCUGCUCAGCACACAUGCACACUUAGGGUGUCCAAUCACACCUGCAACACUGAUAUUCUAAGGUUAUUAUUGUUUUUAUUUGAAGUUGACCUUAUCAGUCAAUAGGAAACCAUAUCUUCACAUGUUGACAAUGCAUUUUAUAUUUAUGUCAGCAAGCCAUCCAACAAACAGUCCUAACAACACACCUCAGCCAGGGUGAGAAUAAAGAAUCUCAUUACUUUCCAUCCUGCAACUCGGUCGGGUGUUAUAAAUAAAACAAAAGUCACAGUAGUUUGUGUUCAUCUGCUGCUGUUCAUUGUUUACCUUUAAAGCUGAGUCAAACAUGCAGAUAUACUGAAAACUGGUAGGAAAAUCAAAGCACGUCUCCCUUUAUGAUGUGCAUUCUAAAAAUGUUAUUUGUUGCAUCAAAAAAAGAAGAAAAUUGGGAUUUUUUUAUUAUUAUUAUUCUCAGUUUGUAUUGAGGAAUGUUGUGCUUUUGUCUGAUUCGUCACACUUUUAAUGCAAAAACUGAUUUUUUUUCUUUUAAUGAAAUUAUCCCAUUUAUGGCUAAGAUAAACAUGCUCAUAUGUGUCACACAUUUUGUAGUGUAUAUAUGAACAGACUCUGUCCUGUCCUUUUAGUUUUGGCUGUUUUUUAUGCCUUUUAUGGCUGUCAGUGUUAUGAAUAAUCAUGACUACAGAUGUUCAUUCUGUUACAAGCAAAUGUUUAGAAAUUGCAAGUAGAUAUGCGUCAAUGAUUCAUUAAAAAGUCAUGCUCAGUUUGACAAUUAGAUUCUUGUCCAAUCAGUCUCUAUCAAACAUCUGAAAGGGUGAAUCACUCAAUCAAGUUCACUUUUCAGAAUGAACAGGCUCUCCACAAUACAUUUCAUUCUCAAUUCUAGAAAAAUAAGAAGAAACAUUUAAAAGAUUUUUUUUUAAACCAAUGCAGCCAUUUCUAAUACUUUAUGCUCAGUUUGCGGAAAGCUUUGUUUCUCCUUUCAUACUAUUAAUUACUGGAAGUACUUUCCUGAAUGUAAUAUAACAGCCUCUGUGUGUUCAAUAAAGAAUGUAUUUAUUUUGGACAGGAAUGAAAUUAAGUUUUAUGUGUCAGUUGUUGCAACACAGGAAGCAUUUUUUACAUCCUGUUGAGAUAAAUCUCCAGCUGGUCUGGGGGUUCAAACCUCAUGUCACAAACUCCAACAUCACAACACAUUUUUUACACUGUGAAGUACCAUACUGGCAUUUGUAAAAUAUCCAGUGCUGUACAAUAAAAUACAGUUGUGAAUUCCUAA